AUGAAGGAAACCUCACCCGACCCCCCCGAUAUAGACAGAAAACGCUCUUCCGCAAUACCAAAGGCCCCUUCGCCGUCCCUAAACGAACCCGCCAACAACGCGUCCGAUAGCUUCCUCGAAGUCAAUGUCACCGGCAACCCUCGCGCUGCCGUCGACGCGGCUCACGAAAAGCUCGUCCACAACCAACAUGUCUCCCUCAGCACCCUCUCUGGGCACCUUGCGGCCGCUCCAUCUCCGCAAGAUGAGAGGCAGGGGUCUGUCCUAGACCCCAAGCCGACCCAGGACAGCGCGAGCAACAACACUGACGACGAGAAUGGGAGCAUCAUCCCCACCAAAAAGGGCCGCGGCUUCAUCGCAGAAGUCCGUCGCACCUUUCACAUGGCCCUGACCUACAGCUGGCUCAACGUCUUGCUGGUCUUUGUGCCCAUUGGCAUCGUCGUCGCAAACGUCCCCGGCGUCCAUGGCGGCAUCGUCUUUGCCAUGAAUUGCAUAGCCGUCAUCCCCUUGGCUGGCCUCCUCAGCUUCGCCACCGAGUCGGUGGCUUGCAACAUGGGCGACUCGCUCGGAGCUCUGCUCAACGUCACCUUUGGCAACGCCGUGGAACUCAUCAUCUUCAUCAUCGCCUUGGUCAAGAAUCAAAUUCGAAUCGUCCAGGCGUCCCUGCUUGGCUCCAUCUUGGCAAAUCUGCUCCUCAUCCUCGGCAUGGGAUUUUUCCUGGGUGGAUUGCGCUAUCGGGAACAGAUUUACAACAGCACCGUGACGCAGAUGAGCGCAUGUCUCCUGAGUCUGAGUGUCAUCAGUCUUGUGCUGCCUACCGCUUUCCACGCAUCUUUCAACAAUGCUGCCCAGGCGGAUAAGGAGUCUCUCAAAAUCAGCCGCGGAACCAGUGUGAUUCUGCUGCUCGUAUAUGUGAUAUAUCUGCUCUUCCAGCUCAAGUCGCAUGCAUACAUGUACGAGUCAACUCCGCAGCACAUCGUCGAUGCCGAGUCAAUUCCAGGCCCUGCCGCCGCGUGGCUGGACACGUCGAGUUCCGACGACAGCUCGUCGUCCAGCUCCGACUCGGACUCGUCUGGCCAUUCGAGAGAUACAAUGCGUCGCAAGAUGAAGCAGGUUCUCCGGAAGGGCCGGAAAAGAAAGUCAUCCUCCACCUCCAGCGACACGGGGGACACGGCCGCCAUUCGGAACAGCUCGCUUGGCAACGGGAACGCGAGUGCCCUUGAUGAGGCGACUUCGGAAUCGUCGUCAUCGCGGCCUCACCUGAUGCCCCGCAUCCCCUCGACAGAGACCAAUGACGAAGCUGUCGAGGACGAAAAGUCUCGGAAGCGCAGCAAGAGGCACCGCCUCCAUCGCCACAGACGGAGGCACAGAAGACACCGUCACGACGACGAUGCUUGCGAACUGCAGCCGACCAUCAGCGAGCGACCCGAGACUGGCCUCGGCAGCCACGCAGGGGGUGAACCGCGUCGUGUCGACUUUGCCGUUCAAGACGAGCUCAUCCCCGUUGAAGCUGCUGUGGAAAGCGCAGCUUUGCCCGGCCCUUCUAGGCUGCCAUUUCCGAUCCUUCGUGGAGUGUCAGUCAAGAGUCUCGCGCCCACCGUCUUCGUCCAGAAGCCGGUGCAGCACGGGGCCACGCCGCAAGCUUCGGUUGGUCCGGUGCCCAGGGUCCGCUCGCUCACCGGUGCCAACGGCGCGCCCGGGGGCACGCAAGCAGGCAAGAGCGACGAGGGAGAGCAUCUUUCACGGGUUGCGUCCAUCAUUCUGCUGCUCUUGACGACUGGCCUGGUGGCGGUGUGCGCCGAGUUUCUCGUCGGGUCCAUCGAGGCGGUGACGAAGACGUCGACAGUCGGAGAAGUAUUUAUCGGACUCAUCAUCCUCCCGAUUGUGGGCAACGCGGCAGAACACGUCACGGCGAUUACGGUGGCAAUGAAGAACAAGAUGGACCUUGCAAUUGGCGUGGCCGUGGGCAGCUCGAUCCAGAUUGCCCUUUUCGUGACGCCCCUGGUUGUCAUUCUUGGAUGGAUCAUCGGGCGGGACAUGACGCUUUACUUUACGCUGUUUGAGACGGUCAGUCUGUUCGUGUCGGCUUUCAUGGUCAACUUUCUCGUCUUGGACGGACGCAGCAACUACCUCGAGGGGGCGCUCCUGUGCGCCGUCUACAUCAUCAUUGCCAUUGUGGCCUUUUUCUUCCCGAGUGAGCAGGAGUCGAGCGCAUGGGGAGUGUAG
Hirsutella rhossiliensis is the source of this 2223-nucleotide messenger RNA. Its product is annotated as sodium/calcium exchanger protein. Gene Ontology annotation, molecular function: calcium:proton antiporter activity. NCBI's taxonomy places the organism in Eukaryota, Fungi, Ascomycota, Sordariomycetes, Hypocreales, Ophiocordycipitaceae. Gene Ontology annotation, biological process: calcium ion transmembrane transport; intracellular calcium ion homeostasis. The coding region runs from base 1 to 2223 and encodes 740 amino acids. Gene Ontology annotation, cellular component: fungal-type vacuole membrane. The transcript has 8 exons. The record is from RefSeq and is a predicted model, not a curated record.